AAAUACAAAUAAUUAACAUUAUCCUCUCCAAGCCCCGGGGCAACCGAGGAGCAACACCACAGCUCAUUCUCACCCCUUAGAUCACACCUAAUACAGGACAAGUAAAAUGAAUCAGCUGGGUAUAUAAAGUGCUGGAGUGGAGCAUUACAGAUUCAAAAGAAGCCUCAUCUGUCCUUCGGCUCACUUUCUGUUUCUGCCUUUUGUUUUGUGUCCAGGUCAUAAAUUCAGCCUUAUUUGUGCGGGUGGAGCUUCAGGCUAACAAUUUCAGCAUCCUUCGCCCUCAUUUUGAACGUUUUUUUUUGGAUAUGGGCGACCAAAAUAAAAUAUUAUCCCGUCCUAUUUUCCGCCGGGAUGUAAGAUGGGACCCUUUCCCAAACUGGACUCAACCAACCAGCCGCAUCUUCGCACAGGAUUUUGGCCUGCCUCCCUUCCUGGACUCCUCUGAUCUGGACUGGUUAGACUUCGCGAAGAGGAGGCUGGCGGCUUUCUCCUGGCCUGGGUACGCACAGACUCCUCUUCUGCCUCCGUUAAGCAGUCAGAACCCUGCAGCAGUGAAUCCAAAGGGUGUGAGACAGCUGACAGGUGGAGUGUCAGAGAUCCGAACAGGGCAAGACAGCUGGAGGAUUAACCUGGAUGUUAAUCACUUCUCACCAGAGGAAAUUACUAUCACAACCAAGGAUGGUUAUCUGCAAAUAUCAGGGAACCAUGAGGAAAGGCAGGAUGAGCAUGGAUCAGUUGCAAGGUGCUUCACUCGGAAAUACAAGCUGCCACAAGGAGUCGACCUGCAGCACAUCAGUUCUUCUCUAUCCAGUGAAGGAGUUCUGUCCGUAGAGGCCCCCACCCCUGGAACAUCCGUCAGCGACACAACCAAUGAGCUUGUCAUACCAGUUCAGACCAGACAGACGCAGGAGGGUGAAAAGUGACACCAGCAGGCUGGAUUCGAAUCUACGAUCCCAUGUAAACAACAUUGCGUGAAGCUCAUUGGUUUGUAAGCUUUGGUUUAAAGGUAAUCAUUUGUUGUAGUACAGUGAAGGAGAUUUAUUGCAAGAACCACAUUGUAUAAAAAGAUGGAUGAAAUGACAGCUCCCUAAAAGUGAUACCAAAACAUUUGGAGCUCCUCCAGCUGACUGGCUGCAGCAGAGUCUGCUUCCUUUAUGCUAACAGAGAGGACACAGGUCUAACUAUAACAUCUAAACACACUUAAAGUAAAGUUUUAUCAUGUAUGGUUCUGUCGUUAUAGCUAGUUCUUAUCACGCUGACUUACGUCCAAGUGUAAUUUCUUUUUAAGUGGGGUGUUUUUAAAUUAUUGGUAGAUGGUAAAAAAUGGGGUUUAAUCUCAUGAUUGACAGCUCUGUUGACAAAUGCAGCUCCUGGCACUGGGUGGGAACCAGAGAAGAGAAAAAUGAAACAUGAUUAAAGCUACCACACGAGUCAUUGUUCUUUCCAUAACUAUGAGUGUGUAUUUCACCCUGACAUAAGAAUCUCCUCAGCUGUGGACUGAACUCAUCUGAGGGAUCUUGUUGUUUCAAAUGUCAGUUAAAUGUGUGUUUUGGUUAGCGCAAGGGGCGGUGUCAAAACCUUAGUUCCACUAGCCAAUACUCCUGCCCCCACUCUGGCUUUAAAUGAUCACUAGUAGUCGCCUGUCAUUGGGAUUAUUUUGACUUCACUUUUGUGCAACAGGAUGAGGGGGAAUGCGUUGUCCGUCUUUAUAUACAGUCAAUCGUAAGAACAAGCAAGAUUUCAUGCCAAGAGGUACCGUCUAAUGCUGACAAAAUACUGAUCGAUAUAACACACUUUAUAACUGAGUGUCAUUUUACCAUACCAUCACUGAUCGAUUGAUUGGCAUGACUUUCUUUUUCUAACAAUAUAUCACACAUUUUUUCCCAUGUACUGUUAAUGUCUGAAAAAAUCAACAACAACAAAAGCAGAUUAAGUGUGACCUUGCAUGAACUAGUGGACUGUAACAGUUAACAAUACUGGCCAUGAGUGGACAUUGAAUAGCACUACAGUUUUAAAUGUUCUAGAUAAUAAUCAGAGUAUUUAUAUCUUAACAUAUUCUUACCUGGAGUAAAAAAAGUAAUGUGUAUUAAGAAUAAUAUUGUUUGUGUGUAACAUAGCAAUGUGGUAGAAAAUGAAUUACUAUGAUUGAGUUUUUUGUGUAUCUAAAAAUCAUAAAUUUUUGUUUGUUUGAACUGAAGGUUGCACACUGCUGCAUUAAAUAAAAAGUCUAAUGAAGUUGUUCAUCUUCAAAGAGUGUUUUCAACAGCUUCUGACUUAUAAAUAAAGAUUAAUUUUUCAUUACUGCGUUUCACAACUUAACAAAAUACUGAUGUCUUGCAGAUAUGAAGAGGAACCAGAUUAUUCAGCAUUAGUCGUUAAAACAUUGCUCUUUUUUAAAUCCAAAACGUUGGUCAUAUGAUCCACUAGAGAGCACUGCAGUCCUGUUUGGUUUCAUAUUUUGAGGCUGCUUUGUUUCUUAUUUUAGUGACAUCUUUGUUUGAGUUAAUUGUAUCCUUUUCAAAUCUUACAAGUAAGCUUGUAUUUUAGUUACAAUAAUAAAAUCAACAAGCUUCUUAAAAGAUUUCCCACAAGUGCAUUUUUAGAAACCUGUAAACAUAAUGCACCAAAACAAUCUGUUUUAAAACUCACUGUGCUGAAUAAAGUUUUCUUUCGGGC
Molecule: messenger RNA, 2676 nt
Organism: Notolabrus celidotus (New Zealand spotty)
Lineage: Eukaryota; Metazoa; Chordata; Actinopteri; Labriformes; Labridae
Product: heat shock protein beta-1-like
Exons: 3
Coding region: 306-923 (205 amino acids)
Biological process (GO): protein refolding; response to heat
Molecular function (GO): protein folding chaperone
Source: RefSeq, a predicted model, not a curated record